AUGAUUGGAAUAAGGAGACUAUGUACUAAUGCUCCCAUAAUUAAUAAGUUACAAGCAGAAAGAGAUAGAUUAAACAAAUUGAUAAAAGAAAGGGAAGAACGUCAAAAAUAUAGAAAUAGAACAGCAACAUAUUAUUCAGCAUCAAUAGCAGUAUUAUUUUUAGCAUUAGCAUUUUCUGCAGUUCCAAUAUAUAGAGCAAUUUGUCAAAGAACAGGUUGGGGUGGUAUACCAAUUACUGAUUCAACAAAAUUCACACCUGAUAAAUUAAUUCCAGUUGAUACAAACAAAAGAAUUCGUGUUCAAUUUACUUGUCAAUCAUCAGGUAUAUUACCAUGGAAAUUUACUCCUUUACAAAGAGAAGUUUAUAUUGUACCAGGAGAAACAGCUUUGGCAUUUUAUAGAGCUAAAAAUUUAAGUAAUGAAGAUAUAAUUGGUAUGGCAACUUAUUCAAUAACUCCAGAAAAUGCUGCUGCUUAUUUCAAUAAAAUUCAAUGUUUUUGUUUUGAAGAACAAAGAUUAAGUGCUGGUGAAGAAGUUGAUAUGCCUGUUUUCUUUUUCAUUGAUCCUGAUUUUGCAAAAGAUCCUGGAAUGAGAAGUAUUGAUGAUAUUGUUUUACAUUAUUCAUUUUUUAAAGCUGCUUAUUCUGAUGGUGAAUUAGCUGCUGUACCAGUAGUUGGUAAAGUUGAAAUGAAAGCUGAAUUAGUUUAA
This is a messenger RNA of Lodderomyces jiufengensis, 708 nucleotides long. RefSeq names its product Cox11p (gene COX11). The transcript is spliced from 2 exons. The record is from RefSeq and is a predicted model, not a curated record. NCBI's taxonomy places the organism in Eukaryota, Fungi, Ascomycota, Pichiomycetes, Serinales, Debaryomycetaceae. Bases 1 to 708 code for a protein of 235 amino acids. Gene Ontology annotation, molecular function: copper ion binding. Gene Ontology annotation, cellular component: mitochondrial inner membrane.